UAAUACUUCUCUCAAUUCAGUGGUAAGGCUCCUCCGGUUUGCUUGUUGCCCAGAAAAGCUGAAACGACUCACGCAGCCCAACCAGGAGAUGCCACAUUGUCAUGGAAAUUAGACAACACUCUCAGACUUGUCCUCUGAAGGGUCUUGGAAGAUGUGCAGACGAACCUUGAACAGAAGAACAUGUUUGUGUCUCUGUAUAGCAGCUAGUAGGAAAUACACAAUCAAGAACCACGGCUCACAGGGAACCUGGAGCCUAUACCAGGGAGCGUGGGGUACAAGGCAGGGUACACCCUGGACAGUGUGCCAAUCCAUCACAGGACACAAUCACAUACACAUUCACACACUACAGACACUUUGGACAUUCCAAUCAGCCUACCAUGCAUGUCUUUGGACUGGGGGAGGACCCGUAGGAAACCCCCGCAGCACAGGGAGAACAUGCGAACUCCACACACACAGGGCAGAGAGUGGACUCAGACUCGCUUUGAACGCCACAGAAAAGUUCAAGCCCCAUUUCCAGCCUCCAGAAUGACUGAUGAGUGUAGUGAAGAUCAUCACAGAGCGAUAAUGAUACACAUCUGAAACAGCGGAUUAAAUCUGGAGACUGAGGUGUGAAGCAGCUCUGGAGAUGGGGAAGUAUUUCUUCAGUGAGACGGAGAUCAGGAGCUCGUGGGAGCAGGUUCUGGCUGCGUUCUGGCAGAGAUACCCGAAUCCCUACAGUACUCAUGUUUUGACAGAGGAUGUGAUCUUUCGCGAGGUGACUCCAGAUAACUGCCUCCUUUCCCGCCGUCUCCUCACAAAGACCAAUCGGCUGCCUCGGUGGGCGGAGCGAAUCUUCCCUGGCAACCUUUCGCGAUCCGUUUACAUCGUAGAGGACUCCAUCAUCGACCCCAGCAGCAGACGCCUCACUACACUGACCUGGAAUUUAAACCAUUCCACAUUAAUGACAGUGGUGGAGCGAUGUGUGUUUCAUAGUGAUCAGGAGAGGCCUGUUUGGACUGGACUCACAAGAGAAGCCUGGAUCUCAUCAGGAGUGUUUGGUCUGUCAAGGCCUAUCCAGGAGUUUGGGUUGUCCAAGUUCAGGAGUAAUCAGAUGAAGGCUAUUAAGGGUCUGGAACACGCCCUGUCUAAACUACAGAUGGAACGUCCGCUGUACACGUCCGCUCCCUGUGAACGAGCUGUUACUAUGGAAACGAUAACAUAUCAGAACGAGCACAUUAAUAUAAACCUGAGCUACUGUCAGAGCUGCUGUUAUAGAAAACUAAUCGACUCCUUCUGACAGACACUGAUGUGUAGAGGUUAGGUCAGAGAUAUGGUGUUGUAGUGUGUGUGUGUGUGUGUGUGUGUGGUGUGAGGAGUGUUAAAGGAAGCUGAAAGCAUCGUUCCUCUUUCUGCUCUUUUUUAACAUUAAGUGCCACUUCAGCCUGUUUUUUUUCUUUUUCAGUUCUAACAAACAAACUUCGCUUUCUCGAAUCUGAAGUGUCCCACCCCCAACAUUGUAAACAUCCAUGGUACUAACUGUAAAGUACGGCUUAGCCCGGGGCUGUGAGGUAUGCUAAACGCAAUUGGUUGUUUAAAAAGGGGGAGGAGCCACUCAGUAUGUCCCGCCCUGACUUCCUGUUUCCGUGGGAAUUACAUCAACACUUCGAAUAACACUGCGCGUUUCAAGCCACUUCACGGGGACUUUCUGAAAAAAGCGAAGCAGCAGCUCAGGACCAUCACGCCGACACGAAGAAGACAGAGAAUCUGACGGCUUCCACCAGCUCGCAAAAGCCGCAACAGUA
Molecule: messenger RNA, 1781 nt
Organism: Ictalurus furcatus (blue catfish)
Lineage: Eukaryota; Metazoa; Chordata; Actinopteri; Siluriformes; Ictaluridae
Gene: prelid1b
Product: PRELI domain containing 1b
Exons: 12
Coding region: 626-1276 (216 amino acids)
Biological process (GO): phospholipid transport
Cellular component (GO): mitochondrial intermembrane space
Molecular function (GO): phosphatidic acid transfer activity
Source: RefSeq, a predicted model, not a curated record